CUUCAUCACUUGUAUAGAAAUGUAACGUGCAAUUAUUAGAAUUUAAUCAUAAUUAUGCGUUUGAUCAUAAUAUAUAUUUAUUAAUUUGGAAAUAAGAGAGUCGAAAUAAUAAUUUGACUCUCAUAUAAGUCAUGCAAAAUUUCAGUUGUGAUAUAUCAAAUCGAGUAUAGUUCAGCAUGUGCUGUAUAUUCACUUGCUGUGGGUGGAUGGUCGAUCUUAUACAGAGACUUUGGACGUUCACGAUGUCUUGUUGUAUCAGCUCGGCGGUCUGCUGUUCGUUGCUAACCGCGUCCAUGUCGGGCGUCGCCCUCGGGUACAAUUACUCUUUAGCCGAGUACAUCGAUUUAAAAGAAACGAAUGUGUCCGUUUAUUUGAAGCGUGGUAUUUUCGACGACGAUAUCGCUGAUGACAUGGACUGGAGACGCAGCGGUCACCAGCCUGUGGGAGGUCAUAUAGGAGAAAACAACCUUAUGACUGGAUCCAAUGAUGAAACAAGCACCUUGAGGUCAGGCAGACGAUUGGAUGACUCAAUAUACGAGUCUAAUGAUCGAAACAAUUUUGAGGGAUCAUUAAUGAGAUUGACAGCGAAAGCUCCCGAUCCGAGCCCUUCUGCUGAAACUUCUGAAGUGCCACUAAGCGAGUUAAUAAAGGACUAUCCGACGGGUUCGCUCGAUCAGCUUAAAGCUGUUCAAAGUGCCAUUAAUAUGAGAAAAGCUGCGGCUUUAGCUCGUCGAAUGAACGACAAAAUUCAAAAGACACAGUUUCAGAAUGAUAGAAACCAGCCGCAAGACUUAAGGGAUAUAAAUAAUAGGCGUGCCAUGAAGUUUGAUGUUCCACCUUUUGAAGACCCUUCUACUAUUAGUUCGCUCCGAGAAGCCGUUCCAGAUACAAACAUAAACGAUCCAUCAAAGUGGUUCUUACCAAAAAUACCCUACAAUAAGAUUCCGAAAGAUAUUCUUUACGCAGAUGAUUAUGCGAGCCCUACGUAUCCACAACCGGUUACACCGAAACCGGGUCCUAUAAGACCUACUAGACCAAAACAGACACCUAGAACUAGACCGUCAUCUACCACAGUAGUAGCACAAGUUCCAUCUAGAAGUGCCGAGCCAAAUCUACCUAAAUCUAUUGAUGAAGAAAUGGAAUCAUUCAAAGAUAAAUUUAUAAUUAAUAAAUUAGAUACUGCAGGGAUGAGCGAUGAUGAAUUUUUGAAAAAAAUAAGAACGGGGGCCAAGAAAUCCGAUGAUGAUUACGACGAAGAUAUCAAAGGUGUUCCGCUAAGAAGGAAAAGAAGCAAUGAUCUAUUUUUCACCAGUAAUAAGUCAAGUCAUAAAAGUACUAAAGAAAAUAAAGAAGACAUUGUUGUUGGUAGCAGUACCCUAAGAAUAUCUUCACAAGAGACACUUAUAAAACUACUGUUUUCUUCAACAAUUUCUUGAUAAUCUUUUGUUGCUCGAAACUGUGGUUUGUAUUUAGUUUGGUUUAUUGAAUCGUUUUUUUGUCCUCUUUGUGCGUUUUAUAUUACAAAAAUAAAAAUAUGU
This is a messenger RNA of Nymphalis io (European peacock), 1538 nucleotides long. RefSeq lists its product as uncharacterized. NCBI's taxonomy places the organism in Eukaryota, Metazoa, Arthropoda, Insecta, Lepidoptera, Nymphalidae. The coding region runs from base 177 to 1436 and encodes 419 amino acids. The record is from RefSeq and is a predicted model, not a curated record. The transcript is spliced from 8 exons.